GUUAUCAUGAGUGAUGGCGUUUCAAUCAGUUCAAGAUCAGAUAUGCGCAGUUAUAUCAGAGAUCUUGGUUUCAAAUUGAAAAAUAUACCUGGCUCGCCCAUGCCAUUCAAGUGGAGUCCAGUAUUGCCAACGGUGUCUAUGAAGAAACUUGAUGCUAUUUAUGAGAUGCGUUGGGCUAAGAAGCCGAAAAAGUACAUUGUUAAGGUUGAUGCAACCGAUUCGGCGAUUGCUGAUGCUGGUUUCCAGUAUUUCAAGGAAUGUCGACAGAUAGAAGUAAUGAAAUUAAAUUUUUGUGAUUUUUUCACUGAUCGUGCAAUCGAGCAUCUUGUUAUCGGUCGACCAUCACGGACAGUAAGGAAUAUAGAGAUUGUCGCAAAUCCAUAUGUGAGUGAUAAUUUCGUCAAAUGGAUCACCCGAAUACGAGGAUUACAACGAGCGCAUUUUUACUUCCUACCGUGUGUGACGCACCAGAAAGCUUUUUUGGAAACCAUGAAAAAUUCGCUGCCAAACUGUUUAAUCAGUUUCCCGGAGCUGCAGAAAGUUGGUUUCGGCUAUGAUAGCUCCGAGAAUAGCAACAAAAAGUUAGUAUUUUUUUUUUUUUUGUACAGGUUUGUUGACAACCAAUCUUUCUACGAUUUGUUCAUUCGUUGA
Molecule: messenger RNA, 651 nt
Organism: Gongylonema pulchrum
Lineage: Eukaryota; Metazoa; Nematoda; Chromadorea; Rhabditida; Gongylonematidae
Source: the annotation of a GenBank genome assembly